CUCCACGUGAAGUGCUCCGUCGCCGAAAUGAGCGGAUGCCCACUUUUCCUUCCUUGAAGCCCAGGCGACAAUUAAAAUAGAAGGCGGCCCAAGGAACUGAAAGUUUCCCUUCAGCCUAAUAGAGCUAAUUGGUGUUACAAUGCAUGACAGACCUGCCGUGACAUCGCCGUGGACAUCAUGACCUGUCCUUGAAUCCAACCAGUACAAGAGUCCGUUUUUUUUUUUUUAUUUUUUGACAGGACCUAGAAGAGGGCUGAAGGACAUAACUAAGCGAGUGUGAUUUUAGAUAUAUAUUUUUCUUUGGAGCAGCUGGUGAAUGCUUAUGUGUUAUUCCUCUAUCUUCCCAUAAUUUUGUUAUGUUAUGAGGAGUUUUAGCUACUAUUUCGUAGCUGUUGUCAGUGUUUCCUGUUUACUAUAUGGAGAUUUACCGAUUUAGACGUACGUCACAUCUGGUGUUGAGUAAUCGCUCGAGAAAAGACGGAAAAGGACUAAUUGAUCUGCUGGUGGAGGAAGUGAUACACUAGAUUACAGUUCAUGUUUUCGUCCCUACGCUGCCGGUCUUCUUCUGUGCCUGCGACGGUUUUUGUGCAGAAUAUGAACAUGUCACGGUUGAUAAGUGGUUCGUGGUUCGUCGCUGGUCUGUACAUCAUCGCAUUAGCUCUGCACGCAAGUUGCGAACCGAGUGUCGUCGAAGGAUACACGUUAGAUGAGACGACUGCGACAGUAAGUGAUUCUAUAACGCCACCAACUUCGUCGGACACCUUACCCGGUAAUCCUGGAAGCACAUUCUCGCCCGGAAUUCCAGGAUCUUCCACGUUAUCCACCCUCGGCUUGAGUUCCGACACGUCAGCUUCUCCAGACCUCCCACCAAGGCUCAGCUCGUGAAGCCGGGCUCCACCCGCACACCCAUCUCGGAUGCUUCCACAAGACCGGUUGCUAUACCGAGCUCCAGCUCCUCACCUAUCCAGGAUAGCACCACAAACACACUGAAGGCAGCGUACCCGUGUGCCGUGAAUGUGACGGUUUUAUUUACGACCGAUUGCUUGCAGUGCGAUGGAGAGGAGGGUCGAUGUCCUCCUGGCUCUUCGCUCGUGUCCUUCGUUUUGUGUCAAGGCGAUGACGUGGACGGCGAGGACGAUGCUAACUCCACGACCUCGUAUUGUGUGUCUACGUGCUCGCGCUCGGAGUCUUCGCCACAGUGCUGCCCUGGACUUUAUGGACCCGACUGUCGCGAUUGUCCCCGCGGGCUCGGCAACGCCACCUGCAGUGACCGAGGUCGCUGCUCUGACGGAAUUGAUGGAAUGGCGCAUGCACCUGCUUUACGGGUUUCGCAGGACUGGUGUGUGAGCUGUGUGAGGACUCCAACAUGUAUGGAACAAACUGCACAGAAGAAUGCGCGUGCAAGAAUGGCACUUGCAACAACGGUCCCAACGGUGAUGGCUCUUGUAUACAGUGUCAUCCUGGCUUCACGGGACAGCUGUGCAAUGAAGUGAUCGCACCUUGCAGCAACAUGGCUUGUGGAAAUCAUUCUUACUGCGUGGAAGCUGAGAGCGAGGCACAGUGUCAAUGUGAACCAGGAUACGACAAACUGUCGGACGACAGUAGUUGCCAGCCUAUUGACAGGUGCGCCACCCCGAAGUCGCCAUGUGGGGAGAACGCCGUGUGUGUCCCUACAGGUCCUGGAACCUACCGAUGCACGUGCCUGCAAGGGUAUCGAGGUGACGGGUACCUUUGUCUACCCAUCGACCCGUGCCAGGAUAACAACGGCGGCUGCGACAACCUUACUAGUGUGUGCAUGAACACCGCUCCCAACGCCAGUGUGUGCGACUGUUUGGCCGGUUACGAGCGAUACGUGGAAGGCAAGGGGUGUUCACUGAAGGACGUGUGCCACUUCGCCGACUGUCACUCCAAAGCCAACUGCACCACCGUUGGUCCCAACGCAUACAGGUGUACCUGCAUACAAGGCUACGCAGGUGAUGGUCGCAUUUGCUACGGCAACAUUAUGGAGAGACUGGCGGAACUGAAUGAAAACCAUCCAGAUUUGCGCGGCGAUCUGCGCUAUUCGCUGGACCUGCUACAGGCCAUCUACUACGAUGCACUGUCGAAGCCUGGACCCUUCACCAUCUUCGUCCCCAUCAACCGCGCCUUCCGGAAGGUGGCCAGCGACUUCUCGUACCAGGACAUGUUUCGGGAAAGGGACCGGACGAAGCAAAUCAUCCGGCAGCACAUCCUCCUCGGGAAGCUGAGCCUAGAGGCGUUGCAGAACUUUGACUACUUCUACACUCUCCAGGGUAAUGUCGCUGAGCUCCAGGUCCGAGUGAGGAGAGACCAGUUCCUGUACCGGGUGCAGGGCUUCCAGCCACGAGCCAGGGUGACAGUCCGUGAUAUACCGGCCUCCAACGGGAUGAUCCACAUCGUCAACGAACUCCUCAUUAACGAGCCGCAGAUCGUUGGGGACGCCACAAAAUCAGCCAUGUCACUGAUCAGAACUGAAGGGAGAUUUAAUCGUAUGCAGUCACUCAUCAAAUCGUUGUCGUUAGAAAGUCUUUUCGAGCGCGACAACAUCACGGUUUUUGCACCAGAAAAUGGUGGUUUGGAUGGCCUGCCCGAGGGAACUCUCGACUAUCUGAUGAAUGACCCUAAUGGACAGAUAAAGCUGAAGACCAUUCUGGAAAAUCACGUGUUCCCAGGAAGGAUCGAAGUCACUGAUCUGGUAUCCAUGAAUCGGAUUCACUCUUUUGCCAAUUAUGCUACCCUCGUCAAAGUGAGCAAGCUGGGUCAGAUACAGUUAAACGGACAGGUAAAUAUAUCUCAGACCAACAUCCCGUGCAAGAACGCCGUGUACUACCACAUCGACAGACCGUUAAUUCCACCUGAACUGGCUCAGAUCUUGCCGAGCAGGUGCGACUUGAAAAAGAAUCUGACCAUCAAGGGUUCUUGUUCACCGUGUCGGGACGCCCAGUGUCCACUCUCGACUGAUAUCUUUAGGGGCGAAGUGACCCAAGGGUGCUCCUACUGGGGCACAGUCCAAGGACACUUCAUGUUGAUCCCCGGAUGUUCUGCAAUGUGUCUCCGUUCGCAGUCGAUACCUAGGUGUUGUAAAGGUUUCUUCGGGCUAGAAUGCAAACCUUGCCCAGGGGGUUACAAGAACCCUUGCGGAGGGCGUGGACAGUGUAUUGACGAGAUGUUCGGGACUGGCUUCUGCGUCUGUGAUCGCAACUUUCGAGGUUUGCUCUGCGAGCAGUGCAUGGAUCGCACGAAAUUCGGACCUAACUGUACCCGCACCUGCACGUGCAUGAAAGGCGAUUGUGAUGGCGGACCUGAAGGGACUGGGUUCUGCAAGCCUGGGACAUGCCUGCCAGGGUUCAGAGGCGACAACUGCGAUCUCAGUCGAAAACGCUGCAGCGGAAACCGAGUCCUCAUGUGUCACGCGCAUGCGGAGUGCAUCGAGGAGUCACCUGGAACCUUCAGGUGCGAGUGUCGGAGGGGUUACCAAGGCGACGGACAAAUCUGCUUGGAAAUAGACCCGUGCCAGAGACCGGACAGAGGUGGAUGCCACCCACAGGCGGUGUGCAGCAAGGUGGGCCCGGGUGCUCAUCAAUGUCAGUGCGACUACGGGUGGUUUGGUGACGGCUUUACCUGUCAACCGGAGACACCCUGCAAAGCCAGCGCCGACUGCCACGACAACGCUACAUGUCGAAAUUUGGAGCCCGGAAGAUUCACAUGUGUGUGCGACAAGGGUUACGACGGCAACGGGACCCACUGCACAGAGAUCAACGGUUGCCUGGCGAAUAACGGAGGCUGUGAUCCCAGGGCCAGAUGUAGGCCCACAGGUCCUGGCACAGUGAACUGCAGCUGCCCAGAGUUCUACGUGGGCGAUGGAGCCAGGUGCUUUACGACCAUAGCUGGCCAUGUUCUGUCCCACGAAAACCUGACCCUCCUGGCCACCCUCAUAAAGAAGCAAAGCCCUGCUGACGUCAUUCUUGACGAUGUCGGGGAAUCUCUGACGUUUUUUGCCCCGACGGAUGACGCACUUCGUGUAUUUUUAGCCGGAGUCCCGGGCGACUACUUCGACGAUCCUUCAAAUAUCCUCAACUUUUUCAGCUUCCACACCUUGCCAGAGGACUACACCAUACCGAAGAUGCUCGCCUUGGAGUCGAUCGGAGGCUUUGGGAAGUUCCCUACGAUGUUUGCUGGGUACUCCGUCCGAGUUUUGGUCCAAAACAAGUCGGUGAGCGUGAUGAAGACUCAGACAACACUCGCCAAUGUCGUCGUCGCAGACAUCGUCACCAUGAACGGCUAUCUUCAUUUGAUUGAUGGGGUAUUAGAGCCAUUCCUCCCGGAUGCGGAUCAGCCUUUCCUGAGAGACUUCUUUGAAGAGAACGAAGACUUGAGCAACUUCGCCGAAGCUCUGGAGAGUCACGGACUAACCAGUCGUCUUCAGGAGAUGGACCAGUACACGCUGUUCGUUCCCAACAACACCAUCUUCCCUGGAGCUGCCAACUUUACAAUCAGAGAGGACUAUCUGAAGUACUACGUGGUGCCCCGAGUGCUGCUGACGCCGGCGCUGGACGAGGGUCAGACUGUUAGCACAGUGCUAGGCGACAAGCACCAGCUGCAGUUCCGUCUCCAUGGAAACCAGGUGACGGUGAACGGUGUAGAGAUCCUGCAGGCCAACCUUCUGACAGUGGAAGGGGUCGUGCACGUGAUCGCUGGGCUGCUGUACCCUACACUCAAUUUCUGCAACAGGGAGACCGUUAAGACAGAUUUCGGUCUGUGUGCCGCGUGCUUCAACUACUCUGCCCUGGAAUGUUUACCGGGCUUCGAACCGUCCAUCACAAACUUCGUGGAGCGAUCGCGAUGUCAGUACGUCGUAACAGACGAUCUGGAGAUGAACCAUACUUACGUGGGGUGCCGCCGCCUGUGUCAACAAACCAUCCAGAUUGUCCAGUGCUGCGAGGGACAUUACGGAGAAAACUGUGCAGAAUGCCCUGGGGGUCCACUGGAACCAUGCAGCGGGCGGGGUGUGUGCGAUGCCGGAGAGGGGGGCACCGGCUUGUGUUUGUGUUCAACGCUGUACACAGGCCGCGCGUGCGAACUGUGCGUUGACGCCACCAUGGCCGGACCUUUCUGUAAUAUUAGCAAGAUGAGCUGCGCUUACCAAAACGGAAACUGCAGCCAAAAGGCCGAGUGCAUGGAGGACGAGACAGGUGCUGCUGUGGGCUGCCGCUGUCAUCCUGGGUACGUCGGCGACGGGUACCACUGUUCCUCGCCCUGCGACACUCAGAAUGGAGGCUGCCAUGUCAACGCCACGUGUCAGCUGCUGAUACAGGGCGCAGAGGACCAAGACCGGACUGUGAACUGCACGUGCAACGCUGGUUUCCAUGGCAACGGUAUGUGGUGCGUAGAAAACGUCGACGAAUGUGAAGACGGAGCAGCGAGUUGCUCCCCUUUCGCGGACUGCCAGUAUUAUCCGCCCCUCGUCACCUCGGAGCAAGAGGGCCAAGUCCGAUGCACAUGCCAGUCUGGUUACCUCGGCAACGGAAGUCUGUGCGUAACCACCGUUUGGAAUGCCCUGUCACAGAUCGAAUCAACGGCAGGUUUUUACACGGUCCUAAAGUCCUCCCUGAUGUCCAGCAACAUCAGCACCCUCCUCGACAACCACCAGGCCGCCAUCACUGUCUUCCUUCCAGCUGGACCUGCUGAAUCAAUUCCUGCAGGGAUCAACUAUGAAGAUUACAUCCUAUUCGAAGCCCUCAUGGUGAAUGACAACCUGGUGACACUGAGCAAUGUCACCGAACUCCUGUCUGCCAAUGGGCACCACCUGAACUUCACCACUCAAGGUGUCGAGUUCUUUGUUAAUGGCGUGAAAAUUAUUGAGAGAAACAUUGAGACCAUCAACGGCUACGUCAAUGUUAUUGCCCACUCCUUUGACAAGGAUAACCUGCUAUUACAAACCACGUUGGUGUCAACAAACCUUGAUUUGGUGGCAAUAAUUGUACCAGUAGGUGUUCUGCUGAUGGUGGUGUCUAUUGUUGGCAUCAUCAUUUGUUGCUACCGCCACUCUCAGACAAAAGGCUUCCUUGACAUUGCCAAGAUUUUCAGAAGGGGCUCCGAGACCAGCAUGUCCUUUGCCAGACUCCAAGCCCAAGAAGAAGAUGAAGCAAAAACUAACCUAUUCAGUCAGCCUGAAAACAUAAAUUUUGAUAAUCCCUUAUAUAAUGAUCCUGAUGCUCUUUAGCUGUGCAUUUGUAGAUAUCUGCUUCUCCUAAACACAAUCUUCAAAAUGUCUCUAUGGUUUUUUUUUUACUUGUCCUUCACAUCAAGAAUGUUGGUUAAGUUUCCAAUACAUUUAAAUUACAUUGAGAAUUUUAUAAGCAAACUUUUGUUGCACUAAAUCACUGUUAUUGAAAAUUAAACUGCUAUUAUUGGUAAAUUAAAGAACUAUUUUUCUGAAGUAUAUUGUAGACAGCAAGUAUUUUUAUCCAUUAUAAUAGGUUAUUGUUUUUUGUUCAUUGAAAUAAAAAAUCAGUAUAUGUUUGAAUACACUCUUCACUUGCACUCUUGCAUUUAAACACCUAAUUAAGUAAAAAUCUUAUUUUAUUAAAAAAAAAAAA
Molecule: messenger RNA, 6617 nt
Organism: Pomacea canaliculata
Lineage: Eukaryota; Metazoa; Mollusca; Gastropoda; Architaenioglossa; Ampullariidae
Product: stabilin-2-like
Exons: 43
Coding region: 1367-6241 (1624 amino acids)
Molecular function (GO): calcium ion binding
Source: RefSeq, a predicted model, not a curated record